AUGGAGGAAGUUCUGAAUGGUAUACCACACACAAUCUCAGGUAGUAUGAAUGUUAGCUUAACAAAACCUGUAAAUGAAGAGGAAAUCAGAAGACUGUUGAAUGUGUAUGAAAGAGGAACUGGCCAGUUGAUCAACUUAGAGAAAUCUUCAGUCAUCUUCAGAAAACAUGGAGCAGGAGGAAAGAUGGAAGUCUAUCAAGCACUGGAAAAUAUUCAGAUAGUUAGUCAAGGCAAAUAUUUUGGACUUCCAAUGGUGGUCACUAAAUCCAAGCAACAACUGUUUGGGUAUAUUACAUACAGCAUCCAUCAGAGACUAAAAAAUGGAAUAAACAAACUACUAAGUGCUGCAGGAAAGGAGGUGAUGCUCAAAUCUGAAGCAUUGGCUAUGCCAACAUACACAAUGUCAUGCUUCAAGCUACCCAAAAAACUAUGCAAAGGAAUAAACUCCAUAAUGGCCAAACUACUGGUGGGAGGAGGCAAAUGGGAAGAAUAA
Messenger RNA from Coffea arabica (coffee), 492 nucleotides. The record is from RefSeq and is a predicted model, not a curated record. Lineage: Eukaryota; Viridiplantae; Streptophyta; Magnoliopsida; Gentianales; Rubiaceae.